CCCAGCCUCCCACCGCGGGAAGAGGGGCAGCGCCAGGAACUUGAUCCCCGCAGCCCAGAGCCCGAGCUGUCCCCUGUCAGCCCUGCGGUUCCUGGAGGCGGGGCUGAGGCUAGGACCAGACUUGGUCAGGUCCUAGGAGAGCGAGGCGUUUUUCCUAAUCCCAGGAACACCUCCUCCAUCAGCGGCCUCCAUCCUCUGGCCUCAAGCUUCCUGAAAAGGAGAUCCUCUCCCUUUACCUCCAGAAUCGAUCAAGAAGAGGAGCAGAAAGCGUUCUUCUUGCUCCUGGGAUCACCUGGCCCUCUAAGGAAAAACAAACAGGUGCGACAAUAAGUAGACCAGGCCUCCGCAGAAGUGGGUGGAGACGGAAAGAAACUAAGACCCUCUCAGUUCUCGGCUUCCUAAAAACAGCACCGUCUUAUAAAUUCCCCAAUGACCACCUUUCCCCCACUGCCCGUGACUUGUACAAAGCUCGCAGUCUUAGCCAAGCAGAAGCUGCCAUGUUCUCCAGGAACAAUUCCAAGGUCUCAGAUGAUCAAAGAAAAAGAUGACAUAGAUCAUUACUUGGAGGUGAAUUUCAAAGGACUGUCAAAAGAAGAGGUCGCUGCCCACAGGAACUCCUAUAAGAAGAGCAUCUGCGUGGACAUGCUGCGUGAUGGCUACCACAAAUCCUUCUCCGAGCUCUUCGCUCUCAUGGAGCAUUGGGAGGCCCUGUGGAAUGCUGCAGAGGCACAGUCCCUCUUCUGGCUGCAGAGGCCCCUGGAGGAGCAGCCAGACAAGCUGGAUAAUUUCUACCACUACCUGACCAGGGCAGAGACUGCAGAGAGGAAAGGAUACUUUGAAGAUGUGUAUAAUAACUUGUACGCUCUGGCCUGUUACUUCAAUAAUUCUGAAGACAAGUGGGUGAGGAACCACUUCUAUGAGCGAUGCUUUAAGAUUGCUCAGCUGAUCAAAACUGAUGGUGGAAAGAAAGAAGCAGAGGCACAGGCCCACAUGGGCCUUCUCUAUGAGGAGGAUGGUAAGCUUCUGGAAGCUGCUCAGCAUUAUGAAGCAUUCCAUCAAUUGACACAGGGGCGGAUAUGGAAGGAUGAGACAGGCCACUUUCUCAACUUCUUGGCCUGUGAAAGUCUCGUGAGGACCUACAGAUUGCUCGCAGACAAAAUGUUGGAAAAAAAAGAAUACAAACAGGCCAUCAAAAUUCUAAUAAAAGCUUCUGAAAUAGCCGAAGAAGGAAAUGACAGAAACACAGUGGGGGAAGCUGCCUACUACCUGGGCUUAGCCCACUUGGCUGCAGGAGAACAUGAAACUGCACUAACAGUGUUUCAUAAUUACAGUGGGAUUGCCACAGACCUGAGUGAUGAUCUUAACCUGGGGAGAGCCUAUGAGGCGAUCGCCAAGGUCCUGCAGAGCCAAGGAGAAAUGACAGAAGCAAUUAAAUACUUGGAGAAAGUUGUGAAAAUUGCAAGAAACAACUUCAAAAGCCUGGAUGUAAUAAGAGCAUGCACAAUGCUUGGCGACAUCUACAACCGGAAGGGACAGUACAGCAAAGCUUCUGAGUACUUCCAGCAAGCUCUCAACACAAGGGUGGAGCUCAUGAAAACAUCUCUGAUGGAUGAAACUAAAGUGCAUUAUGGAAUAGCCAGAGCUCACCAGAUGAUGCUGAUGAUGAAAAGUUACAUAGAAUCUACAGAUGCAAACAGCCUCAACUGCCUGCUUUCCUGGAAAGAAAGUAGGAGCUACAUGGAAUAUGAACCCGUUCCAGAGGAGUCUAGAAGAGUCACAGGAGAUAAUAUACAUGAAAACGAGAACAUGAAGAAGAAAUCAGAAGAUCUCCAGAUAAUCAAAACAAUGAAACUUAAAUGACUCACCACCAAAGAAAGAAGAAAUUUAGCAUGUAGCCUUAGACUUCAUUCACAUGACAGGAAUAUGUAACAGAUAGUAUAGUUAUUAAAAAAUGAUAGGACUGUUUAAUUGGAUUUUGUAUUGUAGUGUACUGUUGUAAAUUUAAUCUAAAACAUUAAAUCCACAAAAAUAAAAUACAUCUCAAACACCUAGAAAGAUCAACAAUUACUCAUAAAAUAAACUGUAAAAUCUCUCCUCUUACCCACUAUGCCAUAAGAAGUAAUGGUAUCACAAAAUAAAAUUUUAAUUGCUUCUGAUUAUAAAACAGGUACAAGCAAAGAAAACUUCAUGAUGAAUAAAUGUAAGAUAAUAUUAACUAAAA
Nannospalax galili (Upper Galilee mountains blind mole rat) is the source of this 2221-nucleotide messenger RNA. RefSeq names its product tetratricopeptide repeat domain 29 (gene Ttc29). The transcript has 12 exons. Gene Ontology annotation, molecular function: protein binding. The coding region runs from base 430 to 1860 and encodes 476 amino acids. Lineage: Eukaryota; Metazoa; Chordata; Mammalia; Rodentia; Spalacidae. The record is from RefSeq and is a predicted model, not a curated record.